Mauremys mutica (yellowpond turtle) is the source of this 936-nucleotide messenger RNA. RefSeq names its product olfactory receptor 51G2-like. The record is from RefSeq and is a predicted model, not a curated record. The coding region runs from base 1 to 936 and encodes 311 amino acids. The transcript has a single exon. Gene Ontology annotation, molecular function: G protein-coupled receptor activity; olfactory receptor activity. Gene Ontology annotation, biological process: G protein-coupled receptor signaling pathway. Gene Ontology annotation, cellular component: membrane. Lineage: Eukaryota; Metazoa; Chordata; Testudines; Geoemydidae.
AUGUCUGCUGUCAAUGACACCAAAUUCAAUUCUGCAGUGUUCCUCCUCACCGGGAUACCUGGGCUGGAAGACGUCCAUCUCUGGAUCUCUGUCCCCUUCUGUUUAAUGUAUGUUAUUUCUAUAGUAGGAAAUGCACUCAUUCUGUUCAUUAUAAAAACAGAUCCAAGCCUCCAUGAGCCCAUGUACAUUUUCCUUUCCAUGUUGGCCAUGACAGACCUUGCCUUAUCAAUAGCCACCAUGCCGACGACACUGGACAUAUUCUUGUUUAACUCUAGGGAGAUCAGCCUUGAUGCCUGUUUUUCCCAGCUGUUCUUUAUCCACUCGCUUACAAAAAUUGAAUCCUCCGUGCUCUUGUUGAUGGCCUUUGACCGCUUCAUCGCGAUCCGUGACCCGCUGAGAUAUGCUUCCAUCUUAACCAUGCCAAGAAUAGGCAAGAUGGGACUGGUGUGUGCGCUAAGAGGGGUGGCUGUAAUACUCCCACUCCCCUUUCUCCUGAAACAGUUCCGAUACUGUCGAUCCAAUGUCCUCUCCCAUUCCUACUGCCUGCACCAGGAUGUCAUGAAGAUGGCUUGUUCGGACAUCAGAGUCAACUACAUCUACGGCUUGUUUCUUACAUUCUUCACGGUGGGGUUGGACUCGCUGCUCAUCUUUCUCUCUUAUGUGAUGAUCCUCAAAACAGUGCUGAGCAUCACGUCCCACGCGGAGUGCUUCAGGGCCCUGAACACCUGCGUUUCCCACCUCUGCGCUGUCCUGCUCUUCUACACACCAGAGAUCGGCCUUCCUGUGAUACACAGAUUUGGGAAUAGUUCUUCUCACUUGCUUCAGAGUCUUCUGAGCUACAUAGCCCUGCUGGUCCCUCCCCUGAUGAAUCCAAUUGUGUACAGCGUGAAAACCAAACAUCUUCGUGUGAGGAUAAUCAGGGCAUUCGUCAAGUGA